Molecule: messenger RNA, 909 nt
Organism: Andrographis paniculata
Lineage: Eukaryota; Viridiplantae; Streptophyta; Magnoliopsida; Lamiales; Acanthaceae
Exons: 2
Coding region: 1-909 (302 amino acids)
Source: RefSeq, a predicted model, not a curated record
AUGUCUUCAAAUUUCAUCCUCAUUUUCAUCAUCAUCUCUUGUCUUCUCCUAUCUUCAACACCAUCCAUUGCUUAUCCAGUUAAAAUCAAUGUUCUAAACAAUGCCACCGAUCCAGCCGGGCGCCGUCGUUUCGAUAAAGAACUAGGGAAAGAAUACACUGUCAAGAUCCUCACUGAAGAAAUCAUUCCAUUCAUAUGGAAAACCUUUAACCAGCCAACCGAUGCAUCGAGAAAAUACGUUCCUAAUGUCGGCUUUAUUGUGAAGACGUUAACGGAUGGGGCCAUGGCGGAGAUAGGGGAAGACAAUAUCUACUACAAUGAUAUCGCCAUAAGAGACCUCCCAGCUGGUCAAGAACAAGCCAAAUUCUUCUUCAAAUCUGUUGUCUACCAUGAAGCCACUCAUAUUUACCAGUUUAAUGGAAAAGGGACGGCGCCGGGUGGCCUAACUGAGGGAAUAGCUGAUUAUGUUAUGGUGAAGUCGAAAGUUUACAAUCCGGAAGGUUACACUAAACCGGGCGAGGGAUCGAAGUGGGAUGAGGGUUAUGGCGUAACCACGAGGUUUUUGGAGUAUUGUGAUAGCUUGAAACCAGGGUUUACUCCAACUUUGAAUAAUAAGAUGAAGGAUGUGUUCAAAGAAGAUUAUUUUCAAGAAUUGAUAGGGAAGCCUUUGGCUCAGUUGUGGAGGGAAUACAAAGCUAAGUAUAGAAAAAUUAUAUUAGAUGGGAGUUUUUGGGAAUGGUUAGUGCGUCAAGAACAGAACGAGGGAGAGAGGGAGGGAGAGGGAGAGAAGCCGGUUUCUCCGAUAGGGUUCCAGCGAGUGAUUCCGGUGAGUGAGAAGCUUUUUCGAGUGCCGAUACCGGUGGGUGUCGAGGUUCAGAGUGACGAGCCGAUCUCCAACGUUAAGGCAUGA